Messenger RNA from Aricia agestis (brown argus), 1812 nucleotides. RefSeq names its product major facilitator superfamily domain-containing protein 10 (gene rtet). The record is from RefSeq and is a predicted model, not a curated record. Lineage: Eukaryota; Metazoa; Arthropoda; Insecta; Lepidoptera; Lycaenidae. Gene Ontology annotation, molecular function: transmembrane transporter activity. Gene Ontology annotation, cellular component: brush border membrane. Gene Ontology annotation, biological process: transmembrane transport. The coding region runs from base 202 to 1626 and encodes 474 amino acids. The transcript has 8 exons.
GUUUUGCUUGAAUAUUGGCGGAAGAACCUGUUUUUGCAUCAAUGGUUGAAAAGUGAAAGUUAUAAACUUCGGAAGAAUCUAAUUUUGCCUUUCAAUGGCUUCAGUUCGUUCACACAGUUAUUUGCUUUGAUAAAGAUAACACAUAGGGAUCAAGAACAUACAGGUUUUCAUACAAAUUACUGCUUUAAUCUAAUAAAAAUAAUGGAAACCCAAGAUACAAAUAAUAUAAGACAGCGAAAAGGCGCAAAUGGCAAAACAGAAGAAAACAUAAAUGAGCAAUUUGAGAAAUCCAAGCCAAAAAAUGCUAGAACUAUUGGUCUUGUGUUUUUGUCAUUACUUUUAGACCUACUUGCAUUUACUAUGAUACUACCACUAUUACCUUCCCUGCUCGAUUAUUACCAUGGCCAGGAAGGUACCUCAAACACUUUGUACUCAUCACUGCUACAAGCUGUGCAAAGUUUUCAAAAGUUAACGGGAGCACCAGACCGGUUCUCAUCAGUUUUGUUUGGUGGUGCUUUAGGAUCAAUGUACAGUUUUCUACAAUUCCUAACGAGCCCAAUAAUUGGAAGCCUAUCUGAUGCCUAUGGGAGAAAACCUUUGCUAUUGAUAUGCUUGGUUGGUAUCACACUCUCUCAUGCACUGUGGAGUUGUGCAACUACUUUUAGUCUGUUUGUCCUAGCCAGGUUCAUAGGAGGUCUAAGCAAAGCUAAUGUAAGCCUCUGUAUGGCUAUUGUUACAGAUGCUUCAGAUGAAAAAACAAGACCAAAGGGAAUGGCACUCGUAGGGUUGGCAUUUUCAAUAGGUUUCAUCUUAGGUCCUUUGGCUGGUGCUUGGUUUGCGGUGAACAGUAGUUACGAGACAAAUGCAUGGGGCGAGAGACCAGCACUAUAUGCUCUAUCUCUUUCACUCGCUAAUAUAGCCACUGUAUUAUUCUUUGUACCCGAAACACUGACAAAGGAAAAAAGAACACCUCUAUCUAUGUCUCUAGCAAAGGUCAUAGACUAUGUUUCUCCAUGGCAUUUGCUCAAUUUUACAGCAGUGAAAAAUAUGACGAAACGGCAAAGCGAAGUGUUGUCAAAAUUAGGAGUUAUCUACUUUAUUUAUUUAUUUAUAUACUCUGGUUUAGAGUUUACUCUGACAUUCCUGACACAUCAUACAUUUAAAUACACUGCAAUGCAACAGGGGAAAAUGUUUUUAGUAAUAGGUGUAAUAAUGGCGCUGCUACAAGGCGGUGCGUCGCGUCGCCUAGGUCCGCGCGGGGCGGAGCGAGCGGCGCGGGCGGCGCUUAUAUUGACUCCGCCCUCGUUCCUCUGCGUAGCGCUAGCUGCUACGUCACACCCGCCCGUGCUGCGCCCUAUUAGCUGGCUGUGGGCGGGGCUGGUGUUGUUCGCUAUAUCGACGGCAUUUGCGGUGUCGUGUCUGUCAUCGAUGGUGGCGGCCGCCAGCCCGGAGGCAGCGCGCGGGGCGGCGCUCGGCGGUCUGCGCUCGCUGGGGGCGUUGGCGCGCGCCGCCGGACCGCUGCUAGCGUGUGCGGUAUACUGGUACUCGGGAGCGGCGAUAACGUACACGAUCGGCUCCGUCAUACUGAUAUUCCCGGCUGUGAUGUUGUAUAGACUGAAAUUAUGAACAAAGUAUUAAAAUAGCAAUAAAAUUGCCUUUCAUAUACUAACCAUACCUCAAGACUUUGUAAUGAUAAGCAUUUUCAACCUUAUUUAUAAUAUAGAUGUAAAAUUUAUUUCAUUAUUUAAGUUACCUUCUCGAUUAUUCCCUCAGUAUUAACUGAAACUCGAAUGCAUAAUUUUGUUCGUUUGU